AUGAUCGGCCGUAUGUCCGAAAUGAUGACCCGUAUUUCGGUGAUGCCGAUUUUUGGGAACAAAAAUCAAGUAAAGACAAGAGAAAAGGAACUUGAAGAUGAAAAGAAUCUCUCGAAACGAGCUUUGAUGGAAAUUCAAUUCCAGUUGGACGAUCUUUAUCGUCAACGCGAUUCUUCUGAUGUCAAUAUGGCAAACUUGGUGUACAAAAUCGGCCUUGAAGCUGUUUUGGGAGGCCCUGUCGUGAUUAAAUUCGCGGUCAACGAGUUUUUCGACAUUCUCAUCCGCUCUGUCGAAGAAUGGCAGGAUGAUGUUAUGCUACAGUUAAAUGCGUUGAAGACAAUAUCAGCUCUCUGCUCAAACAACAAAGAAGCCCAAGAUACUUUUCUGACUAGCCAAUUUGAAGAGACGCUCAUCAACUUGAUCGAAAGUGGCGGCAAAGCCAAAGAAAAAAGAGACGUUUUUGAUUUUACUACGAGAGGCGGUUUGAUCUCUUUUUUGAUCUUCAGAGAUAUUUUGAAGAGCGACAUGACUUGUUGGGAAAAAAGCACAAGAGUAGUCGGGAAACUGCUUCAUUCUCAUGCUUUUCAGGCGAUAAUAUUGUUCCUGGUCUUAGUAGACUGCGCCGUCAUCGCAUGUGAAAUCGUUUUUGAUGAAAAGGUCAAAACGCACUACGAUUACUGCUCGCCCAAUGCAACUACUUGCCAAGACGAAAUAGACUCAAAACAGACAAAGAAGUGGAAGAAUAUCUACAUGAGUCUGUACUAUACUAGUCUUGCUUUGCUUUCUAUUUUCGUCGUUGAAGUUAUCUUGAAAAUCGUUUUUACUGCGAAGAAAUUUCUAAAGAGUUGGAUUCACAUUUUCGAUGCUUUAAUUGUCAUCACUUCUUGGGUUUUGAUGCUCGUUAUGCUUGACAAGGAAGGAGUCUUAAUUGAAUUAAAGAUUCUUCAAGAUGUCAAAAAUGGAAUGAUUGCUGAAUUCCUGAUCGCCUUCCGUGUAAUUCGUCUUGUUCACGGAAUGAAAGAAGCCAUCGAAGAAGGGAACGAGAUCGUCCAUGAAAAACUUCAUGAAGAACUUCACGCACUGAAACACGAGAAUCGCGAGCUAAAGGCGCAAUUAGCAGCUGUGACGGAUAAAUAA
This is a messenger RNA of Oikopleura dioica, 1137 nucleotides long. The record is from the annotation of a GenBank genome assembly. NCBI's taxonomy places the organism in Eukaryota, Metazoa, Chordata, Appendicularia, Copelata, Oikopleuridae.